Molecule: messenger RNA, 1883 nt
Organism: Actinia tenebrosa (Australian red waratah sea anemone)
Lineage: Eukaryota; Metazoa; Cnidaria; Anthozoa; Actiniaria; Actiniidae
Product: rab GDP dissociation inhibitor alpha
Biological process (GO): protein transport; small GTPase-mediated signal transduction; vesicle-mediated transport
Cellular component (GO): cytoplasm
Molecular function (GO): Rab GDP-dissociation inhibitor activity
Source: RefSeq, a predicted model, not a curated record
CGUCCUUCUCUUAUUUCCUCUGAUACUGGUGUGGCUUCCUACUUUCACAAACAUCCACCAUAUCUCGUCAAAUUCUUGCAGAACCUGGUGCUUGUGAAGGUUAAUACUAGGACCACAGACUCACCAUGGAUGAAGAAUAUGACGUUAUCGUCUUAGGAACCGGCUUGAAGGAAUGUAUCUUAAGUGGUUUGUUGUCUGUGAAUGGCAAGAAAGUCCUUCACAUGGACAGAGAGAAGUACUACGGAGGUGAAACAGCAUCACUCUCACCCCUUAAUAUGUUGUUUGAGAAAUUUGGCAAGAAAGAAGGUCAUGACAAGUAUGGCAAAGAAAGGGACUGGAAUGUUGACUUGGUGCCAAAGUUCCUUAUGGCAGGAGGUGAACUAGUACAAAUGCUUAUCCUCAGUGGAGUGACCAGGUACCUUGAGUUUAAGAGCAUCAAGGGCAGUUAUGUUUUUAAAGGUGGAAAGAUUUAUAAAGUUCCUGCAGAUGAGAAAGAGGCCUUGGCAACCAGUUUGAUGGGAAUCUUUGAGAAGAGAAGGUUCAGGAAAUUCCUUAUUUUUACUAAUGAUUUUGAUCCAGAGGACUCCAAGACCUGGCAAGGUGUUGAUCCCAAAAAGACAACCAUGCAAGAGGUGUAUGAUAAAUUUGGUUUGGAUUGCAACACAGCGGACUUCACAGGCCAUUCACUUGCUCUGUACACCAAUGAUGAUUAUAAAUCCCAGCCUUGUGGUCCAACAUUAUUCAAGAUCAAGCUAUACAGUGAAUCUCUGGCACGUUAUGGUACCUCCCCAUACCUCUAUCCUCUAUAUGGACUAGGGGAACUCCCUCAGGGCUUUGCAAGAUUAAGUGCCAUCUACGGUGGCACAUACAUGCUGGAUAAACCUGUUGAGGGUAUCGUGUAUGACGAUAACGGUCAGGUAGCUGGAGUUACUUCUCAGGGAGAAACAGCAAAGACCAAAAUUGUAGUUUCAGAUCCUUCGUAUUUCCCAGAUAAAACCAAAAAAGUAGGACAGGUUGUACGUUGUAUAUGCAUCUUAGACCAUCCCGUUGCUAAUACUAAAGAUGCCGAGUCCCUCCAAAUUAUUAUCCCGCAAAACCAAGUUGGGCGCAAGUCUGAUAUCUAUGUAGCCAUGCUUUCAUCAGCUAACAGUGUUACAGCCAAAGGAUUUUACUUGGCAUUUGUUACCACAACAGUAGAGACCAACAACCCUGAAGCAGAGCUGAAGCCUGGUCUAGAUCUUCUAGGAACAGUACUAGAGAAGUUUAUUGAUGUCGUAGAUCUCAGAGAACCAACUGAUGAUGGCUCCAAAUCGAAGGUAUUCAUUACAAAAUCUUGCGAUGCAACAACUCACUUCGAAACUGCCUGCCAUGACAUAAACGACCUGUACCUACGAAUCACAGGAGAGAAACUGGACUUUUCCAAGGUGCAAACCGAUAUUGAUAGUGCACAGUAAAAGCCUAAUACCCCGCAAAGGGUUGCAGAUCAGAAUAUGAGAAUAUGAAGUGAAUCGUUACUUGAGAUCAUUAUAAUGUGCAAUAUAGAAACAUUUUUACUUAAAAUAAUUUGAAUUCCGAAGACUUGGUUUGUUUUGUAAACGUAUCAAUUGCUAUAAAUAAUUUUGAUUUAAUAAUUCUCUAGCUGAAAACUGUCUUACUAAUACUAUACGUCCUGUAUAAUCCUUCUCAUUUUUCAUACCAUUGUAUUGCUGAAAUUUACCGAAAUGAAUGUAAAACUAGGAAUAAUCGGUUUCUCAGUUUCUCUCUCACAACUGUCAAAAAACCAUCAGUCAAAAGAGGAUGAAUUGUUAGACGUACUGUCAAUUGUAUUAGGUCUGAUGUCUUCUUGUAGGUAACAAUCCUCGCAAUAAAGGGUACUAACUAAA